AUGUCUCACAAUGACGACUACGCUCCACGGUCUCGUCGGGAUCACUCUCGCUACGAUCAGGACCCGGGAACACGAUAUCCUGAUGACGACUACCCAGACACCCGCAAAUCCGGUACCCACCGUCCUCGCUAUGAACAAUCUCCCCCUCCUUACGCCUCGGAUGCGACUCGCCGGCGGGAGGACAUCGACCCUCGAGACAUUGAACCACGAGACGCAGACAAGAAAAAACACAGAGAUUACCCCAGUGAAAGAGACGGCGAUAUGAAGAAGGCUCCAAAGUCCAACACUGCUGAACCAAGACGACAUAGUCCUCGUAAUGACGACGACGACGGAGAUUCUGCGACGCGCCGUCACCGCGACCCUGAUGCUGGCUAUGGUCGCUCUCGUGGCUAUCGAGCCCCUCUCCCACGCCACGAGUCGCAUGCAAACGAUGGGGAUGAUCUGAAAGCCAGAUCUGCGAAGCCCAGGAGAAGAGAUGACUACGACGACUUCGACCCAGCUCCUCCUCGUCGCGCACAAACAUACCGAGAGCCGGAUCGUAAGCGCCGCGAUGACGCCUACGAUGAACCUCCUCGCCGUCGCUACCGCAGUCCAGACGAUAGAGAUAGACACUCCGACCCUGAUCGGAGCUCUGCAAGACACCGAAGAGACGAUGACCGAUAUGAUGAUCGCCGGUACCGCAGUGGCGCCGGAGGUCAUUCACGCCGUGACGAUGGCUACGCUUCGGACAGAGACCACAAACGUUCUGACCGCGACAAGGGCAAGGACCGGUACUAUCGCGAUCGUGAUCGUGAUCGUGACCGUGACCGUGACCGUGACCGUGACCGUGACCGUGACCGUGACCGUGACCGUGACCGUGACCGUGACCGUGACCGUGACCGCGACCGCGAUAGAGACCGAGACCGAGAUCGAGAUCGAGACAGGCGACACUAUGAUUCCCGCGACCGGAGCCGAGACCGCGAUGGUCGAAGCAAGAAGAAGGGAUUUUCCUUUGACGAUAUUGGCGGCCUCGUUGAACAAGGUCAGAAACACUACAAGACCGUCGCACCGCUUGUUACGAGCAUCGCCAAGAUGUAUCUCGACAACAAGAAAUAA
Molecule: messenger RNA, 1095 nt
Organism: Exophiala spinifera
Lineage: Eukaryota; Fungi; Ascomycota; Eurotiomycetes; Chaetothyriales; Herpotrichiellaceae
Exons: 1
Coding region: 1-1095 (364 amino acids)
Source: RefSeq, a predicted model, not a curated record